Messenger RNA from Pleurotus ostreatus (oyster mushroom), 507 nucleotides. RefSeq lists its product as uncharacterized. NCBI's taxonomy places the organism in Eukaryota, Fungi, Basidiomycota, Agaricomycetes, Agaricales, Pleurotaceae. The record is from RefSeq and is a predicted model, not a curated record. Bases 1 to 507 code for a protein of 168 amino acids. The transcript has 3 exons.
AUGGCUAUCCUCGCUAUCCCAACCACCGACUUCCCCUAUGCCGCAGAGUCAUCACCCGCUCAACAGUUCGACCCGAACACGAGCUCGGGGAAGCAUGGCCCAUCUAUCGCAGUCAGCGCCGCCAUCAUCGCCAUCGCCGCUCUAAGCAACAACGUUGACUUGGAAAAAUGCAUGUCCAUUCCCACCGGCCCUUUGCCCGUGCUCGCUUUCAAAACAUCCGAUAAGUAUACCAGUGGGCGCACGUCUCACCUUCAACCCCGGCUGGUCGCACACUGUCAGCCGCCAGGCACCCGUCAUACAACGCCACUCUCACAAGUGCCCCCUGCUAAAGCGACCAUCAAAUCGAGCGACCAGAUUCGAGCCAACUUUGCUAAACUGAUCAAGAGCUCACGACUGGACUUGUCUGCUGCAUUUGCCUCCAUCCCCCUCGCUACCCCAAGGGAGAACAGCUGCUUCGUGCAGAACUUAGGGCCCGGUCUGCUCGUCGAGAUCGGUUUGCGCGCUUGA